AUGGUUACCUUCUCGACCCUUCUUGCUGCUGCCAGCGCCGUAGCCGGCACCCUGGCCGCCCCUGGCGCCAUGCCAGGCGUGGAGAGACGCCAGACUCUGACCACCAGUCAGACGGGUACUCACAACGGCUACUACUACUCGUUCUGGACGGAUGGGGCCGGCAGCGUCAGCUACACCAACGAAGCGGGCGGACAGUACACGGCAAAGUGGUCAGGCAACGGCAACUGGGUCGGCGGCAAGGGAUGGAAUCCCGGUACCGCGAGAACAAUCAACUACACGGGCACAUACCAGCCCAACGGCAACUCGUACCUGGCCGUGUAUGGGUGGACCAAGAGCCCGCUGGUCGAGUACUACGUGGUGGAGAACUUUGGCACAUAUAACCCGUCGACGGGAGCGACGCAGCUCGGCAGCGUGACAACGGACGGCGGCACGUACAACAUCUACAAGACGGUGCGCGUCAACCAGCCGUCAAUCGUUGGCACGGCCACGUUCGACCAGUACUGGUCCGUUCGUGUCUCCAAACGUACUGGCGGCACCGUCACGAUGGCCAACCACUUCAACGCUUGGGCUGCAGCCGGCCUCAAGCUCGGCACUCACGACUACCAGAUUGUCGCCACCGAGGGCUACUUCUCGACCGGCUCUUCCACCAUCAACGUCGGCGGCUCGACCAGCGGUGGCGGAGACACUGGCGGAGGCACUGGCGGCGGUACCGGCGGAGGAACCGGCGGAGGGGGCAGCACCACGUGCGCUGCUAAAUGGGCACAGUGUGGCGGUUCGGGCUGGUCGGGCGCGACAUGCUGCGCGUCGGGUUCAACGUGCAAAGUGUCCAACCAGUGGUAUUCUCAGUGUCUUUAA
Messenger RNA from Lasiosphaeria miniovina, 855 nucleotides. Its product is annotated as glycosyl hydrolases family 11-domain-containing protein. Gene Ontology annotation, cellular component: extracellular region. Gene Ontology annotation, biological process: xylan catabolic process. Gene Ontology annotation, molecular function: cellulose binding; hydrolase activity, hydrolyzing O-glycosyl compounds. The record is from RefSeq and is a predicted model, not a curated record. Bases 1 to 855 code for a protein of 284 amino acids. The transcript is spliced from 3 exons. NCBI's taxonomy places the organism in Eukaryota, Fungi, Ascomycota, Sordariomycetes, Sordariales, Lasiosphaeriaceae.